This is a messenger RNA of Bursaphelenchus okinawaensis, 942 nucleotides long. The record is from the annotation of a GenBank genome assembly. Lineage: Eukaryota; Metazoa; Nematoda; Chromadorea; Rhabditida; Aphelenchoididae.
AUGAAGUUGAUCCUGCCCGCUGUGCUAGUGCUUUUGAUUGUAGUACAAUAUGUGUCUUCGAUUGGUGUCAGACCAACCCAGUCAUUGGCCGUCCAAGGAAAGUUCAUGUGCAAAGGAAAGCCAGCUAAGGGCGUGGUAUGUUAUACUUAGUAGAGAUCCUUAAAAGACGAUAGUUUGGUCAAAAAGUCUAUAGAAGCGUUAUUGGUUUCAUAAUUUUAUGAAAAUAUUGGUUCCAUGGACUUUUUGACCUUAUAUAUUGUAGGUUAUGUUAUAUAUAAAUAUAUUAAUGUUAAUAUACAUGUUAUAUAUGUAAUAUUAUGUCACUUAGUAAUGUCAAUAGUAAUGUACGAUGUUUAGAAAGUAAAAAUCUAUGACCAUGACACUUUCACCAUGGACGACAAGAUGGGUGAGACCAAGAGUGAUGCUCAAGGCUUCUUCCACAUUAUCGCCAAAGGCAAUGAAGUGUCUCGUGUUACACCCAAAAUGAACAUGUAAGUCGUUUACUUAUGUUACAGUAAGGCUACCUACUUUAGGCUUUACUUAUUUUAGGCUUAAGUGUUUACUUUCCUAACUUUAAGGGACUUAAAAAGCAUCAAUUUUAUAUUAUUUUAGAUUCAAAAGAGGUAUAAGAUAGUAUAAGCUAUAUAUUAUAUUACAUUUUUUAAAUUUACUGUUUAAACCUUAACAUACGACGAAAAGAAGCAAGUUUAUCGUUAAUGUGAACUCAUGGUAUCUUAUAUACAUAAAAGUAAAACGAUAGUAUCUUAUCACUUUAGAUACCACAAGUGCGGCAAGCUCCUUCCCAUUUGUUAUACCAAGUUCUCGAUCGGUAUCCCCAAGAGUUACCUGACCCGUGGCUCUACUCCUAAGUCAACAUACGAUGCCGGUACUUUCAACUUGGACGCCAAGAUGCCAGGCCAAUCGACUGACUGCAUCAACUAA